Molecule: messenger RNA, 1061 nt
Organism: Nycticebus coucang (slow loris)
Lineage: Eukaryota; Metazoa; Chordata; Mammalia; Primates; Lorisidae
Gene: CENPX
Product: centromere protein X
Exons: 5
Coding region: 254-595 (113 amino acids)
Biological process (GO): DNA repair; resolution of meiotic recombination intermediates; replication fork processing
Cellular component (GO): FANCM-MHF complex; Fanconi anaemia nuclear complex
Source: RefSeq, a predicted model, not a curated record
ACCGCCGGGCAGGGGCGAAGCAUGCGAGCGGGCGGGCAGGAGUGAGGCGGCGCGGACUUAUGCUGCCCGCCCGUGCCUCCAAGAGUGGGCCCAUUCCCCGAUUCUGUCCCCACCCACCCGCGCGCUCUGAGGUCAGAUAGGGCGUGUCUGCAGAAAGCAGGCAGGGUGGGCACCGCCACGGCGGAAUCUGAGCCGGCCGACAGGACCCGGGCCUGCUGCCUCCCGCCCUGACCUGGGUGUCUCCUCUUGAGGAAUGUGUGCAAGUUCCCUACCCUGGGAGAAUCCCAAGGAUGCCAGUGUUUCCACCUGGAAAUCACAACCAUUGUACAGAGGGAAACGCCUAAGGGACUGUGGACUGGCGCUGACCCCUCUACCCCGCCCCCAGGAGCUGGUGAGCAAACUGCUGCACUUGCACUUCAAGGAUGCCAAGACCAAAGUCAGUGGGGAUGCACUGCAGCUUAUGGUGGAAUUGCUGAAGAUCUUCGUUGUGGAAGCAGCUGUCCGUGGGGUCCGGCAGGCCCAAGCAGAGGAUGUGGCCCUUGUGGAUGUGGAUCAGCUGGAGAAGGUGCUCCCUCAGCUGCUCCUGGACUUCUAGGGAUCCAAAAGCUGCCCCACCUGGAGCAGGCAUCUUGUCUGGUUUCAGACAGGGAAGAGCCUGAGAGGUCUGGAGCAGGUUCAAACCAGAGUUUGUACCACAUUGGGAAGACUGUUCUCCACCCUUCUCAGGAUGGUGUCAUUUGCCCAGUGUUGCUGUAGAACACAGACAGUGGAGGGUCUCGAGGACAGGCCCAUAGGGAUGGUGCCUGGGGUCCCUUGCCUCUCGUCUUUGGGGAAAUUGCACCUGCUGGGAGGGGUCCCUGGGAAGCAGGUGCUGGUGAAGGGCCGGCAGGUAGCCUGCAUGUUUUCUCCACAUUCCUUCCACCCAACAACAAAACUGGCUUGUAACUUUCAGUCAUCUGAUACUCUCCUAAGAAGAGGCUUCCCUGAGCUAUAAAUUUGUUCUCACAAAGCAGCAUCAAUAAAUCAAAAUGUAUCUCUCAGGCUGGACCCUCUUAUUACCA